Messenger RNA from Medicago truncatula (barrel medic), 1066 nucleotides. RefSeq names its product E3 ubiquitin-protein ligase AIRP2. The record is from RefSeq and is a predicted model, not a curated record. The transcript is spliced from 6 exons. Gene Ontology annotation, biological process: protein ubiquitination. Bases 177 to 974 code for a protein of 265 amino acids. Gene Ontology annotation, molecular function: ubiquitin protein ligase activity. NCBI's taxonomy places the organism in Eukaryota, Viridiplantae, Streptophyta, Magnoliopsida, Fabales, Fabaceae. Gene Ontology annotation, cellular component: cytosol.
AAGUGAGUACACAACACAACACAUUCUUUUGUUAGUUAAUCUCUCUCUCUCUCUCUCUCUCUCUCUCUCUACAUCUAAGAGACUGUUCUAUUUUCUAGUACUUUGGUUUGGUACUAGGAUGCUUUUGUGUUUGAUGAUCUUCCUUCACAUGUAAAACGAGUUUUUGAGUUUUGUGAAUGGGGUUUAUUCUCAAAAGAAGAAAGAAGGAAAUAGAAGAAAAAGGAACAAUAGAGAUCAUGCGAAAGUCUUUCAAGGAUUCUCUCAAAGCUCUUGAAGCUGAUAUUCAAUUUGCUAAUACACUAGCUUCGGAUUGUCCAAGUGAUCAGGAUGGUGCCUACCUUCAAAUGAGAUUGUCCUACAGCCCAGCUGCACACUUCUUCCUCUUUUUGGUUCAGUGGACUGACUGUCACCUUGCCGGGGCCUUAGGAUUGCUUAAAAUUUUCAUAUACAAGGCAUAUAAGGAUGGGAAGACAACCAUGUCUAUUCAUGAAAGAAAAGCAAGUUUGAAGGAGUUCUAUGGUGUGGUGUUUCCCUCUUUAUUGCAACUUCACAGAGGAAUCACUGAUGUUGAGGAUAGGAAACAAAAACUUCUGUGUGCUACUAAGUACAAGCCUAAAGAAUUAGUAGACAAGGGAAAGAGCUCCGAAAUUGACGUAGAGAAAGAAGAAGAAGAGUGUGAUAUUUGCAUGGAGAUUACCAGUAUAGUUGUAUUGCCCAAUUGCAAUCAUUCAAUGUGUAUCAAAUGCUACCGAGACUGGCAUGCAAGAUCGGAAUCCUGCCCUUUCUGUCGGGACAGUCUUAAAAGAGUAAACUCAGGUGACCUAUGGAUGUACAUGAGCAGCAGUGAGAUAGAUGAUCUUGCUUCAAUCAACAAGGAGAAUUUGAAAAGACUAUUUAUGUACAUAGAAAAGUUGCCUCUUGUUGCUAGACCCUAUAUUCACAUGGUAUCAUCACAACUUGUGGUUGCCUCUUAGUGGAAGCUCAUUCAAACUUGAUUAUAUUUGUAAAUACAUGUUGCAUUGUCAUUGCAUUCCUUUAAUUUAUUACUCAUUUCAUUGGAAUUCAA